UGAAAAGAGCUUGAAAAAACUGUAAGGAGUUGGAAGAAAUUGGAAGAAACUCAAAAGAAUUGGAAGAAACUGGAAGGAAUUGGAAAAAAUUAGAAGUUAAGUUUUCCAACCAAAAGAACAACGCCUAAAUAGGUAAAUUAUUUUGGGAUGGAGAGAGUAUGAGUUUUAUAUUUUAAAUUAAUAAAUAAUAUUAAAAUUCCAUUAACAAGUACAAAUAUGAUGCAUAACUUUAGUUUACAUUUUACCUUUAGUGUACAUUUUAACUGAUACUACAAUAUUUAAAACCUUAUCUAACACCUGCAUUUGGUUUCUUAAUUACUCACCAAAUAGUUGUGACUAUGCUUUGAUUUCACUUCUAUUUACUCCUCACUUUUCUUUCUGAUUUUUAAACCCAAAUCAUUUUUCUCAUACGUCAAAACUCGUAUCUUAUUAUGUCUCUAAAACUCACCAAUCAGUCCCUGGGUAAAUUUGAUUAACUAUUUGACUUAAUAUUUAAGGGUUAAAUAUAUUUUUAGUCCUUGUAAAAUAGGUGAUUUUUUGCUUUUGGACCCUGUAAUUUUUUUGUUUAAGUCAUCCUUAAAAAAAGAUUAUUUAAAAACGGCUCUUAAACGUAAUUAAUAACACUUCUAACUUGUUGGAAUAACACAUUUAUCUCGUACUCAAUAUCAGUCUUACACUUCUAAUUAUAUUCGACAAAAUUCUCAUACUCUAAAUAGACCAAAAUAAGAGUUUCAUGUUUUUAUUUCCAAAUUAAGAGUUACCGAGUAUAAUGUCAAUAUAUAAUACCAAAAAAUACUAUAAAAUAUCAAUAUACAGUAUCACAUUAUCAUAAUACAAAAAUUCUUUAUAGCUAGUUCUUAGAUUUGGCUUGUAUUCUUCUUUUGGCUUUGUUCGUACAUCAGUGGGUUUCUUGUUCCUAGUUUUGCAUCUGAGCCAAGAGUCCCUUGGAAACAGCCUCUGCUUACAAACAACCUCUCUGCUUACAAACAACCUCUCCAGCCCCUACUUUUGUGGGAUUGUACUUGAAUUUGUUGUAUAAAUUAUUAGCCCCUUAAAAUUUUUAGGAUACACACAAUCAAGCUGGUAUUGCCCAUAGUGGUGGUAUUGUGCCACUAUUGAAACUUCUUGACUCAAAGAAUGGAAACCUGCAACACAAUGCUGCAUUUGCACUCUAUGGGCUUGCUGAUAAUGAGGAUAAUGUUGCAGAUCUAGUCAAAGUUGGGGGUGUUCAAAAACUUCAAGAUGGAGAAUUUAUUGUUCAACCAACUAGAGAUUGUGUGGCAAAGACAUUGAAAAGAUUAGAAGAAAAGAUUCAUGGGCGAGUUCUAAGCCACUUGUUGUAUUUGAUGCGCGUUGAAGAUAUUGAUGUCCAACGACGUGUUGCAUUGGCUCUUGCUCAUCUUUCAUCACCGGAGGAUCACAAGACAAUUUUUCUAUAUAACAACGGGCUGGAAUUGCUUUUAGAGCUUCUGGAAUCAACAAUUGUAAAGAACCAAAGAGAUGCUUCAGCAGCCCUACGUAAAUUAGCGAAUGAAGCCAGUUCACUUUCUCAUAUUGAUGCAGCUCCUCUGUCUCCAGUUCCCCAGGUCUAUCUGGGUGAUAAGUUUGUAAAUAAUCCUACACUUUCAGAUGUGAUAUUUUUAGUUGAAGGCAAGCGGUUUUAUGCCCACCGAAUUUGCUUGCUUGCUUCUUCUGAUGCAUUUCGGGCAAUGUUUGAUGGUGGUUACAGGGAGAGGGACGCCAAAGACAUUGAGAUCCCAAAUAUCAGAUGGGAUGUUUUUGAGUUGAUGAUGAGGUACAUAUACACGGGGUCUGUUGAUGUUAGUUUGGAAAUUUCUCAGGAGCUUCUAAGAGCAGCUGAUCAAUAUCUGCUAGAUGGCCUAAAACGUCUAUGUGAAUGCACAAUUGCACAGGAUAUAUCAGUGGAAAAUGUCUCUAUGAUGUUCGAGUUGUCCAAGGCUUUCAGUGCUACGUCGUUAAGAACUGCUUGCAUUCUUUUUGUCCUGGAGAACUUUGACAAACUUAUUGUCAUGCAGUGGUACACGCCACUGAUUCAACGUAUAUUGCCCGAGACUCGGGCCCACUUUGUGAGAGUGCUCACGGGACCUGUUCAAGAUGACAUGUGGCGGUAAUAAAUUGCCUCUUUUUUUUCUUCUUCUUUUCUUUUCUCUUUCUGAUUGGCUAAUGUAGAAGAGGAAGGGGGUGUACAGGAACUAGUAGUUUCACUGAAAUGUCCCAGGAAUGGAAACACCAAUUUGUUUUUUGCCUGGGUCUGUAUUCUUCUGUUAUACCAAUUCAUUGUUCCCACAACGUUUUUUGAGUCGAAACUUCAUUUUUAAAUACUCGUGUAUGGAUAGGAAGGCAUUGUGUAGUUAGUUAAAAGGAAUAGAGUUUGUUCUCUU
Cuscuta campestris is the source of this 2402-nucleotide messenger RNA. Lineage: Eukaryota; Viridiplantae; Streptophyta; Magnoliopsida; Solanales; Convolvulaceae. The record is from the annotation of a GenBank genome assembly.